Messenger RNA from Centrocercus urophasianus (Greater sage-grouse), 8708 nucleotides. It is a transcript of the gene LEKR1, whose product is annotated as leucine, glutamate and lysine rich 1. The record is from RefSeq and is a predicted model, not a curated record. The coding region runs from base 6450 to 8435 and encodes 661 amino acids. Lineage: Eukaryota; Metazoa; Chordata; Aves; Galliformes; Phasianidae. The transcript has 12 exons.
GUGGCGGGGGGGUUGGAGAUUCAUGAUCCUUGAGGUCCCUUCCAACCUGGGGCAUUCUGGGAUUCUGUGAAUGCCUACGUGUAAUCGUUCUGAAGAAGUGCAAAUGCAAUUAGGAACAGAAGAUUCUGCCUAAUCCUCUCUCUGUAUCUUCUCACUGUGUGUGAGGGUGCUCUUUUUUUGGGAAACCGAUUCCUACCGAAGUAAUAAAGCUGUUGUUUGUAGGGGGCAUCCAGUGGGCAGGCUGUGUGCACGUGAUGAUGCACACGAGUGGAACACAACUCACUUCUUGUUACACUCUGAAGCUUUCACUUUGACACUGAAACACCCAGCUGUCCUCUAUUUAUUUAUUUAUUUAUUUAUUUAUUUAUUUAAUUAUGUGUCUCUACUAAUCAACAAGUAAUCUAAGCAUUUUCUCUGCUUAGGCUAGCAGAGUCUGCAUAAAUUCUUCCUGGAAUAGUCAAGAAUACCGUUGAGACAGUUUCUGAACCAUCAGUGAUGAUUGCAGAAAAUUCAGAGAUUGGGUAAGAUAGGCAAAGCAAGAGAAGGAAAGUACUUAGGUAAGGGAUGAACCUGGGAAUCUUAUAGAGCCACCAGCAACUUUCUUGGCAGCAGGAAAUCACUUUUUGUUUAUUUGGAAAUCACUUUGCAAGCAUCAGCGGGAUAAGCCGGUUAGGAAAAAUCAGUGCAAGUUUCUCAACCAAACAAGCAUGCCAAGCUAAGAGAUGAGGUUCAGUGGAACAUUGUUCCAGAUCCAGUACUGCUCUGUGCUUUCCCAUGACUUGAAGCUGUAGCUGGUGGCCCUUCAGCCACCUGUCUUUCUCUUGGCUUGGUUCCUGACCUAGUUCCCAAUCAGAGUGCUGUGCAUGUGCUGACAUGAGGAGGAGGCAGGUGUGAGAGCAGGCACAAACUGGGCAGGAAGUAGGUGACCUUAUUUCAUCCAAUGGGAUUGUCAGUGUUUGCUAGUUUUUGUUGACCUGGGUUUUAGCUUACAGUAAGGAACACACUGGUGCCAAUCUAGGAGGGAUUGUGAGUGCUUUGUCUGCAGCAUUAAGAAUAUCUUAGUAAGAACAGGGCAUAUUUAGAACAAAUGGGUCAGAUCCAUUAAUACAAAAUAUGCAGCAUCAGGAAGGCAUUAAUACAGGAAUUGUGUGUGAAACUUGGCCUCAAUUAUCUUCUCAUCAGAGCUGCUGAGGUGUUGAUUCUGAACUGCAGACUUGAAGAGUAACACUGCUGGUGGGAUCUAGAAAGAGCAAAAGUGGCAAAGAGCUUAAAAGCUCUGUUCUGCUAGUAAUUGGCAAUAAAACUAGAUUUGCUUAUUAUAGAAGAUGCUUGAGGGCACAGUAACAGUAUUCACAUGUGUAGGAAGGCAGUGGCUGUCUUCCACCUCAGAUACAAAUUAAUCUUAUCUUCACUGUUCUAGACAUGCUUUGGUUGGAUGAGAGGAACUCCAGAAAUUGGGGUAGUGAGCACUGGAGCAGCUCACCCAGGGAAGCUGUGGAAUUCUUCCUGUGCUGCUGCAGAGGGCAAAUAAAACCAAUUUUUGCUUUGGAGUGGAGCACAGAGCUCUUGAGCUCUGUUUCAGCUCUGUGGUGUCCUGUUAACAAAAACAUCUCUGUGCAGAAGGUGCUUCUAAAUAUGAACACGAGUAUUCUCAAGUUCCUGUCCCAUCCCACCCAGUCACCUCAGUGUGAGAUACAUGAGUUCUAAGGCAAUGACAGGCCAAGAUUUUGGGAUCAGUUAAGAGCCGUGGUUUUACACAUCCUCUGCUGCUGCUCAGUUUCUUCACUCAGUUGUAGUUACAAGGUGGGGGCUUGGUUACCUCGCCCUCACAAUUUCCUGUAUAUGUAUUUUUUUACCUUUUAUGUACACAUUCUUAUUCCCUUCACAUUCUCUGCUUCUUAGAUUUUAUAGCAUCUCUUUUGGAAUCUUUCAGUUUGCUCCUAGCAUAAGUAGGACUUGUGCCAGCUGUAGCUCAUUGUGCCAGACAGAGCACAUGCUCCCAACAUGCAGCUAACUGGCCAGUGGAACAUAUGUAUCCAGGGGGAGUACGUUAAGCACUGCAAUUUCUGCUGCAGAAUCAAGAAUGCUCAAGCCUGGGUGCUGGUUUGGAUUGGCUUGCUUGGCUUGUGAUGUUGCAGUGCUCAGAGCAGAUCAGAGUAAGGGAUGCAGAGCUGUCAUCGUUUCUCUCUUCCAUGCUGUGGGUGCAUGGAGCUUUGUGAGUUGUCAGCACUUUGAGCAGCAAUAUCACUGCCUCCAAAACAAUGCUCUUCUGGAGGAUGUGGUGCUGAGGGAUAGGAAUACAGCCUAUCCUGCAGGCAGCUCAGUUGCCAGAGUCUGCCUGGGAGGAAGACCUGUUGCAGUGAAGCCAUGGAUGCCGUAGCAGAAGCUGAAAUAAAUUGGCAGGCUGGGCCCAGCAGGUGUUGACCACUACAUUUAUUAAAACUUUAAAGGUUUUAAUCUAGAGAGGAAGAAGCUUCUUGACAUUUUGUUAUUAAAUGAUAGAUGAGGAGGGACUUAGUUGAUAUGAACUUGAGGAAUCUUUGGCUUUGAAAAUCAUGUAAGAACUUUAGAUGGCCCUGGUUCUCUGUCUCCCCCUUCUACUGCCUUUGUGAGCUCUUGUGCCAUACACAUUGCAAGAUGAGUGCUAAACGGGGGGGAAAAACCCAGCAGGUAAGUGAGCAUCCACGUGUCCUUUCAGUGUGAGUAGAUUGCCAGUUUUUCAUCUCAGUGAAGCGGGAAGCAAAACUGCAGCCACCUACAGAAGAGGGUCAAGUGACACCCUGAGUCAUUAAGGCAGCAAACAAAGUUACAUCUCAUUUUAUAUCUUACUUGGCAAAUAGGUGAUCCUUACUUAAUACCAAUAGCAAAAUGAAUUGGGCACGAGAUAUCCUUAAGUAUUAGCAGUUCUCAUCCUGGGAGCUUAAGAAAGUGAACGAAACAGGAGCUUUGAAGUUGUGUUGUACAUCAGUACAGGACGUUCCAUGGUAUUUGACUCUCCACAAAACAUCAUGUGCAUUGCUAGCAGCAAGUGGUUACUGAUUAGAUUGGCCCCAUGUGCUAUAGAUUGAGUGCACUAUGGCGUCUUUAUGAGCACAUCUUUCCUUACUUUUCUUUGCUCCCUUUGAACCUGGGAUUAUUUUUCUUUCCAUAGGUUCUUACACAGUUCCAGCUGUGUUAAUUGGCUGAAGAGUCAAAGCUGUCCUGUCCAUUGAGACUGACUUUGUAGAUGUGGCGUGCAGUGUAGCUAUGUGUGUAAUACUUGAAGCAGUGUUGGUACCAACAGCAGUUUAGAAGCAGCACUGUUUCUGUUCACGCCCUCUGGAUGAGCACAGUGACAUAAUGUGAAUGUUCUCAGUGGCUGUAACGUGCUUUGGAAAAGAUAGCAAAUUUCUGCUUGUUUUUGCUAAAAGCCACGUAUUGCAGCGUACAGAGAUGUGCAGCUCUGCUGGCUGAGCUGUGGGGCUGUGGUUGCUUUGGGCCUAACGGGAUUAGCAACCUGCUAUGUUACCAGUGUUUGUUGGGGUACUGGAGGAUUUGUAGGAGCAGUUCUUCUGAAUGUGAAUAAUGAUCUUCAGUUCUGAGAGUUCUGGAGUCACCGUGAGGUGUUUUGAUCUCUUGCUGUAUUCAUACAGGGCUGGGGCUGUACUCACUGUGCUCAAGUGUUCCUGCGUCCUGUCCUGAGCCAGCAUCCAAGCACGUUGCUGGGAGCUGCAGGGAUUACAGGAGCCCUUGCCUCAUGAGCAGCGCGGCCUGCGCGGCACCGUGGGCAUGUGGUCAGUGUUAGCAGUGCUCGUGUGGGGCUCUGCUGUUACUUGCAGUGCUGUACAUCUUUAUGAUUCAUUAGUCUGCUUUAAACGCAAGCAGGAAACCAUUAAAGCUACCUGAAAUAUGAGUAUUAUUUCCUGUUGUGGCAAACUAAUUAUCUCGGGGCAUAUUUGGAAUGAAAUGUUUGGGACUGGGGCAUUCUGUUUUUACUGCAAUCCUUAGUGGUAUUUAUAUGUAUUCGAGGCAAGUACUGUGGCUUGUAUUUUGCAUCUGCUGCUUUUAUGGAUGUUGAGAAAAUAAUUAUGUAGGCAGCAUGGCUUAGCAUUGCAACCUGCAGUGGCUCAGCAUUGCAGCAUGGAACGCUUUCAGACUUGAUGCUGGCUGCAAACUGCCCACAGAAAACUGUGUUUUUAAAGAAGUGAAAUUUCAACAGGGACUCUUAGAAUCCUUCAAUGAAAAAACAGGUAAUUUCUAUCAGGUAACUCUUUGCACAUGGAGCAGAAAUCUCCACUGUCUUCCGAGAGUAUUAUUUGUGUGGCUGCCGUAACCAUUUCUUUUUGUGUGACAGAUCCCAGGUAGCAUGCUAGGAGAGGGAAAAUAGAGUGAGAGAAAUGAAAGUAGUGUGGCAGAGGGGGUUAAAAUGAGAAGAAAGUGCAUUCACAUAAUCAGGUCAAAUCAAACAGGCAGAAUAAAACGACCAGUAUACAGGAAUAAUUUAAGAGUGCACAACUGCAAUGUCAUGCAGUUCUGUUUUCUGGAGUUCUGUGUGUUGCUGUGGGACGAGGGCAGCUCAGACAAAUGCAGUGUAGUGUUGGUUUUGUCUGCUAUUGGGCCAGUUCUUGCUUCAGCAGCCUCAGCUUGCUGGGGCAGAUGGGGCAAUUAGUGCAGCAUUGUGUCCCAGGGGCACGGAGUGCUGCCAUCCCCCAAAGCUCUGCCUCCCUGCGCUGCAGGAGUACAUAAGUGUGGUGCAUCAGUGCUCCUGGCCCUGUGCUUUCAUUUCAUGGGCCACACGGACGUACUCCAGACUUUUUAGAUAAUCUCCCUGCCUGAGGACUUAAGGUCUUGCUUUUAGCUAUUUCUCAGUUUCCCUCUGUUGGCUGUUUCCAGCAUUGGUGGCCAUAUUCUGGUCCAUUAAUGCCCAGGUGCUGCUGAGUCCCUAAGGAGAUGCUUUUCCUUUAAUGAGAGCUUAGGUCUUUAGUGUUUGUUGUCAGUGGAAUUGGAAAUACAAGCAGAAGAAAGCACAGUGCCCAAGUCAACGCCCCCUGUAGCGUUUCGGUCAAGCAGAAAUGAUGUAAAUUCCCAUCCUGCUACUUCAGAAGCUUGAAAAGAAGCUUGUUAUUCAAAGGGCUAAAAAUGGGCCAGACCACCCGUCUUUUUUUCCCCUUAUAACUUAUGCUGUCCGUAUGCUCGCAGCGUUGAGUCAGACAGAUGUGACUACCCAUCUCCACUGCUCCUGGGAGCCGAGAUCCAUGUAACCAUGGAGUAACAGGAGUUCUUCCAACACUGAACACAGCUCUCGGUCGGAACUACUCCCACGGAUGCUGUAGUGGAACAGCUGCUGGAGCAGCACAGCUCGGGGUGCUGCCUCGUGAUGUGGUUUGUUCUGGACGUAGCUCUCAUCCUUUAGAGCAUCUGGUGUAACGUAUGUCAGAGCCGUAGCUCAAAACCUUCCUUGUUUCAACGUUUUGUCCUCAGCGAGUUUCUUUGUUUCUCCUUUUGCUGUGAGCACACAGUACUGUUCUGCUAAAUCAAAUAUCAGGGUUGCUUUUGGUAUCCCUCUGUUAUCUUUUUAUGUCCUAUUUGCCCUCGGUAUCCCUGUUCAGGUUGACCAAAACCACGAUAUUGAAUCACCUUCAGGUUUUAAAAAAUCUCAUUUCUUUUUCUGUUCACUGCUUAUCCUCACAGUCUCUUUUCUGUUGCACUUCUGAUUUUUUUUUUUCAUUUUCUGUUCUUUCCAAACUGGGUGUUUUUUUUUUUUCUCUUAUCUCAAAUACAAACAGGAAAAAGAUGAUGACAACAAUCCUUUGGUCAAAUGUAAAUAGGAAAAUAUGGAAUCAGCACAGAUCUCCUAGUGGUUACUCUGUGAUAAUCCCCUCCCAGAAGAGGCAGCUCUGUAAGCAAAAGAACUAACAAAGACGUGUUUCCUAUGUGCUUGUGCAUAGUGGCUGGUGAGCCUUGGUGCCUUGGGUACCAGGAACAAUCUCAAGUGGGAUCUUCUCCUGCACAGGCCUGCAUAAGGUUCUCCCUGCAUGCAUUACCUGCGCAGGGUAAUGGGACUGAGCCGUGCUCCAGGGCAUUCCUUAGUAAGGGAUCAAGCCCUUCGUGCCCACCUGGCUGUGUGACACCUGUAGAGCACAGUACUCGUGCCUUCAGUGCCAGGGUCACUGAUAAAUGACCAAACAUCCUGGUUCACAGUGACUGAAGGAUGACCACAGAGAACUACAUGCACAAACAAAGCAAUCUUAUUUCUCUGGAAAACUGUGCAAAGCCCAAAUCCAUCUCGUUUGCAAGUCAUUUUGAAGGCGUGCUAAUGCUCUCUGGCUUCAGCCUUUGAAUCAGUGGAGCUGCAAGAUGGCUUUGUCACUGUGUUGGUGGAGUGAGAUCAGCACCUGCAGCACAGCAGUGUUCCUCUGUUUGGUGCUCCAGGAGAUGCUUCGGGUGCCGGCGAGGAGAGCUCUGCUUUGAUGCUGGCAAUGAAAACUAAGGAGAGCUUGAUGUCUCGGGACCAGACGGUGUGCAAGUACUGUGGCGUCAGCUAUUUGAUACUGCAUGAGUUUAAGGUGAUGGAAGAAAAAAUAAAAGCAAUGGAAAAGGAGAUUAAGUUUUAUGAAGGAAGUCUAGAACGGGAAAAGGGACUUCAAGAAGAACUGCAGUCCCUUUACCAAGACCUUGAGCGCUGCCGAAAUGAUGGGAAAUCCAAAACAGAAAGGAUAACAAGCCUAACAAUGGAGUUAAAAACCAAACAAGAUGAACUGAAGAACGUGAAAGAAGAUUUGCGGUAUUUCCAGGAAGAAAAGGAAGCUGCCCAUAAGCAAUCCCAGGUGCUCAGAAGUACACUGGAACACCAUUGCUCAACUCUGAGCAGGGCUGUCUCUCUGUUUCCUUUCAUCAGAAGAGAACUAGAAAGUAUUAAGGAAGUUGUGUCCAGUAACCUGGAGAGCUGGGCUGCCCUGAAAGAAGAAAUUUUUCAACAAAUAAGAACUGUUAGCAAAGAAGCUUUGACAGAAAUACCCAAACUGAAUCAAAAGUUAGCAAAAUCCCAGAGGGAGAAUGAGUGCCUUCAGGAAAAGGUAAAACAUCUGACUCUGGUGGCUGAUACGGUUGAGCUGAAGACUCAACAGCUUCAAACUUCUCUUCAGCAAGGGAGUGAGCUACAAAGCAGAUGCCGUGAGCUACAAAAGGAAACAUUAGAUUUAACUAAUCAAGUCGAGACCACUGAGCACAAGCUGCAGAAGGUAACAGCUGAGAUGGAUCACUACAAAAAGCUGCUAAUGGUGAAAUCAGCAGAACUUGAUGUGUGUCAAAAUGAAAUGAAAAAAAUGAAACAUGAAAAUGGAAUUUCUGAGUCAAGACUUGCAAAAGAGCUCAAGGAAAAGGAAGAAUCUCUACUGAUUUGCCAACAAGUAUGCAAACGUUUGCAGGAAGAGGUGGCUGAGAAGGAGAGGAAAGAAGGAGAUCUGAGAAGAAGAACCAGUCAAUCCGAAAGUGAACUGGAAACACUUAAAGCUCUUCUCACACAAACAGAGGAAGAGGUGGUGAUGUUGAAGCAAGAAAGGGAGUUAAUGCUGAUUUCUCAUCAGAACAGAACAGAACAGCUGCAGGAAACAUUAAGGCAGAAGAUGCGGAAUGAAGAUAACUGGAGGGAGAAGGUGGAGAUGGAUCUGGCCAAAGGUGAAGCACGGCACAAAGAAGCAAUUCUCAAAGUCAGAGAAGAAGCCAGAGUGGAACUGGACUCUGAAAGACAAAAGCAGCAAGAACUAAUCACAAAAUACCAGAGAGAUCAGGAAGAGCUCCAGAAGAAGAUACCUGAAUUGAUAUCCAGUGCCACCAACAGCUUACGGAUGGAGGCAGAAAUUCUUGAAAAGAAGCUACAAGAUGUCCAGAUCGAACUUGCAGAGAAAGAUCAAGAGAAAGAAAAAGAAAUUCAGAGCCUUAAAAGGCUGGUCACUGAACUUGAAUUUCAGCUGAAAGUGGAACAGAACAAUAACGAAUCAUUACUGGGUAAUCUGAGGAAAGAAAUUAAACACAAGUCAGAUGAACUGGAAGAAUUAACCCAGGAGAGGACGCAGCUGAUUCACAGUUUGAGUCAAGUGCAAGAGGAGAACACUCUUCUCCAGGAAACGGUGCGCAGAGAGUGCGAGGAACGCUAUGAGCUGACUGCAGCUUUGACUCAAGCCAGGGAACAAGUGCUGCAACUCAGAAAGCUCAGUGGAAACUUGCCGUUAUCGCCGCGUUCCCUGGCUCGGGGCAGCCUAACCUCCUCCCCUGCCCUGCGUGCUGAUUACGGGCGCAGCAGCCGCCCCGGCCCAGGGGGGGCCGUCCAUCCCUCCGGGCAGGUCGGUAUUCCCCGAGCUGUGCAGGCACCCGCUGGCAGGCCCAGCAGCGGGACUUUGCCGGCUCUCAGAGGCCGGGAGAGCGCGGCCAGGAGAAGGCAGCGGAGCCAACUGUGACACGUGGGGGAGCCCUGCGGUGUCAGCCGUGGGCCCUGGGCCUCAGGUGUUGGUGAUGAACUUGGUGCGAUUCUACAGCUGAGGAUGAAGUUACGUCCUGAGAUGUUUUUGAUGCAAUAAUGUUUAUUUGUCCGUUGCGCAUCAGUGUAAUUAAAUGCUAUCUACGUUCCGAGAUGGGAAAAGAAUGAAAAAAUAAUUGCCUCUCAAAAAGGUGCACGUAUUCGAGAAGUGUAAUUAAAAUAAUUACCAACUUCAAAGGCUGUUCUCCCUAAA